CUAUUCAACUUUAGUAAUUCCGUCUCGACCCUUGAAGCGCAACAUCAUCACAUAUGCAGACGUGUUCACUCUACUAAAUCAAGACCAGCUGGUUAAAUUACUUUUCUUUUUUCAUUCCGGAUAUCAAUAGUAUAUAACAGAUAUAGCCUAGGUCUCAAUGGGAUUGCAUCAGAGAUAGACGAAACAAAAGUCAGAAAACCUUCCUUUAAACAAAAAAUUGUUUUCCUUAGUCCCAUGAAUUGACUUUUCAAAAUGCGAUCGUCGAAGUUGGUGUUUGUUGGACUGGCAAUAAUUAUUGUCGUUAUUAUGUCCAUGUAUUUGAUGUUGGAUCAAACCGGAUUUCCUCAAGAAUUUCCAGGGCAGGCAAGAAUGUCAGAGCAAGACAUCGCUCUCUUAGAAAGCAAGGUGACGGCUCUAGAAGGAGACCUGUCUAAGAACCACAUGGUGAUUAGUCAGCUCCGAGAUGCAGUCCGUUCCUUAGCCAAGGGUCAGGUACCAUCCAACCUGGAUGCCCUCGUCAAACCCAUUGAUUCGGCCCACCAUGUCCAGGAACAGGAAGGCUGGUUUGGGUUCGGCAAGAAGAAGGGUCCUGGACCAGGACUGCCCAUGGGUGGGGAUCCGGCUGCAGGAGGCGUGGCUAAUCACAAGGACCAGUUUGUUGUGGCAGAGGGUCAGGUCCAUGUGGAGCCAGGGGAGUGUAAAUUUGCUAACACGCCCUCCGGAAAUACCACAGAUGUACAGAUGAUGCAAGUUUAUGAGAAGCUUCGUUUUGACAAUGCGAAUGGUGGCGUGUGGAAGCAAGGCUUUGACAUCAGCUAUGACCAUAAUAAAUGGAACGAGGAUCCUCUCAAGAUCUUCGUUGUUCCACAUUCCCAUAAUGAUCCAGGUUGGAUCAAGACUUUUACCAAGUAUUUUACGGACCAGACCUCAAAAAUCUUAGAUACUAUGGUGAAGAAGAUGGAAGAGCAUCCGAAGAUGACAUUCAUCUGGGCGGAGAUCUCGUAUCUCUCCAUGUGGUGGGAAAAGGCUGAUAAUAACAAGAGACAAAUUGUGAAAAAGUUAGUACAGAGUGGGCGGCUUGAGAUUGUGACAGGAGGAUGGGUGAUGAGCGAUGAGGCAAACACUAACUACUUUGCUAUGGUGGAUCAGAUGAUAGAAGGCCAUGAAUGGCUGGAUGCAUUCUUGCCAGGAGUGAAGCCUAAGAGUGGAUGGGCGAUCGAUCCGUUUGGUAUGUCUCCCACCAUGGCUUAUGUUCUACAGAGGAUGGGCUUGGAAGCCAUGAUUAUCCAGAGGGUUCAUUAUGAAAUCAAGAAGUAUUUCGCUCAGCAGAAGACGUUGGAAUUCAUGUGGAGGCAAAACUGGGAUCAUGGGACAAGCACAGAUAUGUUCUGUCACAUGAUGCCUUUCUACAGCUAUGAUGUACCUCAUACCUGUGGACCAGACCCUAAGGUCUGUUGUCAGUUUGACUUCAAGAGACUGCCAGGAGGGCGGAUCAACUGCCCUUGGAAGAUUGCUCCCGUACCCAUCACUGAUGCUAACGUGGCAAGCAAGGCUGAAAUUCUUUUGGACCAGUACAGAAAGAAGUCCGAGCUGUACAAGAGCAACGUUCUGUUGAUCCAGCUGGGAGAUGAUUUUAGGUAUGACAAACCGGAAGAAUGGGACAACCAGUAUAAGAACUACAUGAAGCUCUUUGAGUACAUGAACAAGAGAACCGACUGGCACGUACAGGCCCAGUUUGGCACUCUGACUGACUACUUCACCUCCCUGUGGCAGCAUACCAACACAAUGGCCGGCCAGCAACCUGAGGGCUACCCUACCCUCAGCGGAGACUUCUUUACCUACACUGACCGGGAUGACCACUACUGGAGUGGCUACUACACCUCCAGACCGUUCUAUAAGAACAUGGAUAGGGCCCUGGAGGGUCAACUCAGGGCUGCAGAGAUAAUGUUCACAUAUACCAAUGCCCAAGCAAAGCAGAGCGGAACCACUAGUUACCCCUCUGAGAGUCUGGUUGGAAUGUUAACCAAUGCCAGGAGACAGCUAGGAUUGUUCCAACAUCACGAUGGAAUCACAGGCACAGCCAAGGAUCACGUCGUUGUUGAUUAUGGAAACAGAAUGCUUAAUGCGAUUAAUGAGAUGCGUAAAGUUAUGAUGACUAGCAUUCAUUAUCUACUGAGUCCAGACAAAAAGAGCUAUCACCCACAGGCUUCAUACUUCGAUGUGGAUGAAGAAAGGCAGUCACAUGACGCAAUGCCCACAAAGAAAGUACUCAAGCUUUCAAGUGAAGCUCACAGUGUUGUAGUGUUCUACAACUCGUUAGCUCAGCAUAGGAAAGAACUGGUCAGGCUGCAUGUAUCAUCACCAAACGUUGUAGUCACAGACUCGGAUGGAAAUGCCAUUGAAAGUCAGGCUAACAUCCUGUGGGAGACUGCAGAGCAUAGCUUCUCAGGAACAUAUGAGCUUGUAUUUGUUGUAGAGAUAGGCCCAUUGACUGUGAGUAAAUACCUGAUUCGUGAUAUGGGUUCUAGCUUCUCUCAGCAUCAUCAUUUAUCUACAACAGAGCUUUAUCAUGGUUCGAAGGAAGAGGAUGGUAACAAUGGUCCAUUUAAAGUGAGAACCACGACUGACGACCUGGAAGAGAUCAAACUUGAGAAUUCUCAUAUGGAUGUUUUAUUUGAUGGAAAAAAGGGCAUGUUGAAGUCAAUCUUAACGAAAACAGACAACCACAACAUCAGGACAAACGUAGAAAUUGAAUUUGUGACGUACGGCACAGGGAGAGAUAAGACGAAGAGUGGUGCCUAUCUAUUCAUGCCAGAUGGUGAUGCUCAUCCUCUUGACCCGCCAUCCCAAAUUCCUAUCCGAGUGACGAGAGGCCCUCUAGAGUCCCACGUAGAUGUCAUACUCUACUGUGUCAGGCAUACAGUUAUUUUAUCAAAUACACCAGGUGCUGAUGGAACAGCUCUAUCCAUUAAAAAUAUCUUGGAUAUCAGGAAUAUGCAGAAUAAAGAGCUGGUGAUGAGAAUAAAAUCAGACGUGAGAAACUCUGAUCGUGUCUUUUACACAGAUCUCAAUGGAUUUCAGAUGCAAAAAAGGAAAAUCUUAGACAAGCUACCUCUUCAAGCCCAUUUUUACCCCAUGCCAGCUAUGGCUUAUAUAGAAGAUAGCUCAACAAGGCUUACCUUACAUUCAGCACAGCCUCUAGGAGUGAGUGGUUUGAAAGAAGGGUGGCUUGAGGUAGUGCUUGACCGUCGACUCAUGCAGGAUGACUCAAGGGGACUCCAGCAAGGGGUCACAGACAACAAGCUGACCCCGGACUACUUCCUCUUACAGGUAGAGAGGAGACACAUGGGCAAUACUCAGGUUAGGAAUAUACCAUUCUCACUCUGGGGAAUGCUGGGAGGAUAUAAGGCAUCCAGCAUUCCAAUCAGCUAUCCUUCUCUUCAGAGUCAUCAUCAUGCUGCCAGUCUAAAUAAUCCUAUUUACAUCCACCAUGGAACUGUUCCAGAGGUUGGAGAAAACUCACAGAAUAAGCUCCUAGCAGGGCAUAGUUUUAUAGAUACAACAUUACCAUGUGAUGUUCAUUUAUUAAAUUUCAGGACAAGAGUUUCACAAGAAACUACUCCACUCAAGCCCAAGCGUGAAGCCUUGUUGAUAUUGCAUAGGAAAGGCUUCGAUUGCGGUUUUCCAACUGCCGGCAUUCAAUGUGCAACAAAUGAGGGACGGAUUGAUCCGUCAUCAUUACUGAGCUCUGUGAGUACCCGAGGCGUCGUUGCCACUUCACUGUCUGCUAUGUACGAUGGACAAGAGGUCUCCAAAACAGCCCAGCUUGAAGUAGAGCCUAUGGAACUUAAAACAUAUAAGGUUCAAUUCCAAUAAUCAAAUGAAAUGCUGAGAGGACUGUUAAUGCUUCUGUUUUAGUUCUUUACGAUGAAAUAUAGGCAAUCUGGAAUAUGACAUUGAAUCGCAUGGCAAAUCUCAUGUACGGUAUUCUAUCAUGAAUAGGAUAUUGUGCAUUAAUGUAUUCAGUGCCACUGCGCAUUCAAUAGAUGCCGUACUUUUUUAACAAUAGAAUAUAUUAUAUUUUUGUUUGCUGCCUCAUAGUCAAUCAUGUUCCAUGACAUGUUAAGCGUAAAUAUCAUAACAAAAGUUAGAAGCUUUUGUGUGUUAAAUGAGCUAGGUGAGGGAGGAGGAGGAGGGGGGGGGGGUAGAAUAUACACUCCCAUGUUUUGUGAACGUGUAGUUGCAAUCAAACAAAAUUUGCUGAGUUUGUGAACAUCAAAUUUCAAGUAUGUUGGUUAUCAAUGAAUAAUUGUUGUUGUUGUAGUAAUCACUCUGCUCUAUUGGAUUGAAUUUUGGGUUACAUACUUAUCAGUGUGCAUUACUUCUAUACCUAUACCAUGUGCACAUGUUGAAGAAGCGAUAUGAGCGCAGUCAGCAUUAAAGAUUUCAGCAAGGGCAGUAAUGAGUUGCAAAUGCAAGAUGAAUUGUGUGUGAAUGUGAGACAAGCCACAAAUAUUCAAAUAUGGCUCUGAUUUCCAUGUUUGUUUAUCAAAGAAAUCAAUGAAAUAAUUUAUCAUAAUUUUGUUGUUAUCAAAUUGGGAUUCAGGAGUUGUUGCAAAAAGAAUUAAUUAAUCUAACGACUUACUUCAUCUUAAUGUAGCAAAUAGUUGUGAUUUUCCAGCCUGUAAAUGAUUACUUAACUAUACACUUUAUCAAUGAACUUCUCUAGUUAGAUAUUUAUUAUGAAUUCUCUAUAAUUAUGUAAUUGAAAUUAUCAUUAGUGAUGUAAAGGAGGAGUAACAGCAUAUAAAUGCUCUCCUCUUCAAUGUCUGACCAGGAUGCCAAUUUGAUGUUAAAUUUUAAACUUUCUCUGAGGCAGCUGAAGAUACCAAGUUUUGUCUGCUCCUGGUUUAAAAAAAUUGUUUUCCUAUACUGGACAUCAUUCCUUUCAUGUGAUUAGAUGAAUCUGAUAUGGAGAAGGUUUGGGAAGGUUAGCUGACUGUAUAUAACGUUUUACUCUUAGAAAUGCAAUAGUUUGAAAAAUAUACUUUGAUCAAUGGUUGUCUUCGAUCUAUCUAUGGUACUGCAUACUCCAUAAAACUUUUUGUAUGCCAACUGCAUGGAACAUGUGUCAAAAGAUGAUAGAAAUGAUUUUAGUUUGUAGUAUACAUGUCAAUUUGCUCAUGAACUUGAACUGGCAAAUUUUUUCUUUUCUUUCUUUCUAAAGAAGAAAUUGAGCUCAAAGGUAUAAAUAUAUUUUAUUUAGGUUAUAGUGGAAUUGGAAAAAACAAAGGACAACCUGUCUCUAUUUUUGUGUCUUCUCUGUUUUAUGCCUGUGUGUUAAAUAGAAUUUAAGAAUGUGAUUGCUAUGAAUUGAAUAGGUAGCUAGAAUUUCUGUUUUUGAAUUGCAUGCAUUGUACAUUGAUCAUUUAUUAAGCAAAUCCGGAAAAUGCCUGAAAAAGUCAAAAUGAAUCAUGUAGGAAGGACUGUGUUUAGCUUUGUAUCUAUGCCUUUUAUAAAGCUUUACAGUUAGUUCAAGGUAAUAGUGAUGUGCCUUAAUUCUGAUACUUUGUAACAUUCUAGAUCAUCUGUCUGUUAAUAGGUGAACACCUUUUGAUAAUAAAACCAAAUUUCAGUCAUA
This is a messenger RNA of Strongylocentrotus purpuratus (purple sea urchin), 5641 nucleotides long. RefSeq names its product alpha-mannosidase 2x. The record is from RefSeq and is a predicted model, not a curated record. Bases 253 to 3876 code for a protein of 1207 amino acids. Gene Ontology annotation, biological process: protein deglycosylation; N-glycan processing; mannose metabolic process. Gene Ontology annotation, molecular function: carbohydrate binding; alpha-mannosidase activity. The transcript has 23 exons. Gene Ontology annotation, cellular component: Golgi membrane. Lineage: Eukaryota; Metazoa; Echinodermata; Echinoidea; Camarodonta; Strongylocentrotidae.